Calliphora vicina (urban bluebottle blowfly) is the source of this 1521-nucleotide messenger RNA. Its product is annotated as voltage-dependent anion-selective channel. Gene Ontology annotation, molecular function: voltage-gated monoatomic anion channel activity. NCBI's taxonomy places the organism in Eukaryota, Metazoa, Arthropoda, Insecta, Diptera, Calliphoridae. The record is from RefSeq and is a predicted model, not a curated record. Gene Ontology annotation, biological process: monoatomic anion transmembrane transport. Bases 98 to 946 code for a protein of 282 amino acids. The transcript is spliced from 3 exons. Gene Ontology annotation, cellular component: mitochondrial outer membrane.
UUUGCACUUUGAGUGCAAAAUUGUUACAUUACUUUUGUGGUGUUGUUCGUGGUCGUACUUGUUCCUCGCUUUGCAAAUAACAUAAAUUUGAUUAAAAAUGGCUCCUCCAUCAUUCUCUGAUUUGGGUAAACAAGCUCGUGAUAUCUUCGGCAAAGGUUAUCACUUCGGUUUGUGGAAGUUGGACUGCAAAACCAAGACUGCCUCCGGCAUUGAAUUCAGCACUGGCGGUCAAUCCAAUCAAGAAUCCGGCAAAGUUUUCGGUUCUUUGGAAACCAAAUACAAAGUCUCCGAUUACGGUUUGACUUUGACCGAAAAAUGGAACACAGACAACACUCUCUUCACUGAGGUUGCCGUACAAGACAAAUUACUCGAAGGUUUGAAAUUGUCUUUCGAGGGUUCAUUCGCUCCCCAGUCUGGCAACAAAUCUGGCAAAUUCAAGGUUGGUUACGGCCAUGAAAAUGUCAAGAUCGAUUCGGAUGUCAACGUUGACUUGAACGGUCCAUUGAUCAAUGCCUCAGCUGUUUUGGGUUAUGAAGGUUGGUUGACUGGUUACCAAACCGCUUUCGAUAGCAAGAACGCCAAGUUGACCGCCAACAACUUUGCCUUGGGCUACACCACAAAGGACUUUGUCUUGCAUACAGCUGUCAAUGAUGGUCAAGAAUUCAGCGGCUCCAUCUUCCAAAAGUGCUCCGACAAAAUCGAUGUUGGUGUACAAUUGUCCUGGACCUCUGGUACCAACAACACCAAAUUCGGUUUGGGUGGUAAAUACCAAUUGGACCAUGAUGCCGCUUUGCGCGCCAAGGUCAACAACAACUGCCAAGUUGGUUUGGGUUAUCAACAAAAAUUGCGUGAUGGUAUUACACUCACUCUUUCCACUUUGAUCGAUGGCAAGAACUUCAAUGCCGGUGGCCACAAGAUCGGUGUCGCUUUGGAAUUGGAAGCCUAAACCACCACCAAUUCUUAAGUUUUUUUUUAAAUUAAUACUAACACUACCAAAUAAAAAAAACAAACAACAACAAAACCAACCAACUCCGUUCUUUUGUUCACAAAAUAAUACAACAUCAAAAACAACAUCUUUCAAAAAUUAAGUGUGUUAAGAAAGAAAGAAACAACAUCUCAGCAAUAUACAACAACAGCAACAAAUUACACUUAUAUUAAAUUAAUAAUGUUAAAAAUUAUUUAAACAAAAUUAAUAAGAAAAAAAACAAACAAAAAACAUCCAACAAAAAUUCUAAAGCUCAGUUUUUCUUUGUGCAACAUUUGCGAAAACAGUAGAACAACAUUUGAAUAUAGUUUUAAAACGAAAAAAAAAACAAAAAGACAUCCUAGACUCAAACACAUCCCCUCCUCCUCUCCUUUUAUUUUAUUUAAACUGCCUACAACUUGUUAAGAAUUGCAAUAAUAAUAAUACAUACCUAAUUAUAUUUUAAACUAAGUGGCGCAGUUGUUUUUAAGAUCUUAUUUGAAACAAGCAAAAAUUAAAUAUAUUUGCAGAGCAACGUCUUUGUGCAUUUAAAGUUA